CUCUCUCUCUCUCUCUCUCUCUCCUUUCCUUCCGCUCUCCCGCCUUCUGUCCUCGGUUCAGACCAUCGUCCGCCUUUUCACUGAGCUUAAAUAAUUUAAUCGGUUGAAGAGUGCUUGUUUGGUUGCUGAGAAAAUCCUGCUUCCUUUCUGGUGCAUCAGAUUGAGACAAAUACAAAGAAAGGAAUCUCUAUCUAUAGAGCUCCAGAUUUCCAGGGUGCGAACUCGGAAACCGGAUCAUCAUGGCGCCAUUGCCGGCGGAACCUGACGAGUCACCUGCCGGUGGCCUUGAGUCGCAGCGAUCUUUACCUACUCCGUUUCUCACCAAAACUUAUCAACUCGUCGACGAUCCUUCCGUGGAUGACUUGAUUUCCUGGAACGAGGAUGGAUCCACCUUUGUUGUGUGGCGGCCUGCAGAAUUCGCCAGAGAUUUGCUUCCUAAAUAUUUCAAGCACAAUAAUUUUUCAAGCUUUGUUCGUCAGCUCAACACUUACGGAUUUAGAAAGCUAGUACCGGAUCGAUGGGAAUUUGCGAAUGACUGCUUCAGGAGAGGCGAGAAAGGACUCCUCAUCGAUAUACAGCGCCGUAAGGUUCCCCCCGUAGCGCCGGCUGCCGUGGCUCUGACAGUGGCAGCCGUGCCGGUAGUCCAAGCGGUAGCGCGUACGUUGUCCCCAUCGAACUCCGGUGACGAGCAGGUCAUCUCGUCCAACUCAUCUCCCAGUCAUGCGGUUACGCUUCAACGCACUACGAGCUGCAGUACUACGCCGGAGCUCCUAGAAGACAAUGAGAGGCUAAGGAAAGAGAACAUGCAGCUGAGUCAGGAGUUGACUCGGUUGAGGGGAUUAUGCAAUAAUAUCUUUGCUUUGAUGACAAAUUACGCAUCAGGUCAGAUAGAGAGCAUGAAUUCGAAUAUGCCGGAGGGAAAACCGCUGGAUCUUUUGCCCGCGAAGAGUCCGGUAGGCGUCGCUGAUGACGGUGGAUCACAGGAAUCGCCGACGGAGGAGGCGGAGGAUGUGACGCCAAAACUGUUUGGGGUUUCCAUAGGGGUGAAGCGCGUGAGGAGGGAGGAGCAGGAGGAGGAGGAAGAGGAGAAGAAUCAGGCGCAGCAGGAGGAGAAGGAGCUAGGUUCUGACGGGAAAGCUGAGCCGUCUGAUCGGAAGGAUGAUAAUCAAGAUCAUACGUGGCUAGAGCUAGGCAAAUAAGAAUAUCAAAGAAGACAGAUGGACGGACGAUGAUCAGGAAUUAUGGGAUGUGGGACCCAAUGAGGGGCGGAGCAUCACGUGGAGCGGAUUCGGAAGAAUCACGCGCUUGUGAACAAACACGUGGCAGCAGAGAACCACAAAAGGAGGGGUGGGAGAACGGCGAUUGAGUUGGGCUUCAUGAAUGUGCAAUUGCAGGGCCGAAAAUUAAUGAUUUUCAAGCCUUCAACAAAAUUCAAUAGCCCAACCAAGUUGCUAAUUUGGGCUAAUUCGCCAAUAAUGCCACCUCCAUGGGCCAGUACUGUUUCCCCAACCCAAAAGGGAAGAAUGAAUUUUUUUUAUGAGGAUGUUUUCCUCCAUUUUUCUAUGGAAGAAUUGUUAACAAGUUCCUCAUGUUGUUUAACUGUCACAGCAUGAGAAUUGCAUGUUUGAUUUCAUCAGUUCACAGUUUGGUAAGGAAAGCUUUGAAGAUUUCUUUGCCCUUAUUAUCGUGUUUGACAGGGAAUAAAAUGAAACGAAAUUC
This is a messenger RNA of Rubroshorea leprosula, 1719 nucleotides long. NCBI's taxonomy places the organism in Eukaryota, Viridiplantae, Streptophyta, Magnoliopsida, Malvales, Dipterocarpaceae. The record is from the annotation of a GenBank genome assembly.